Molecule: messenger RNA, 496 nt
Organism: Dentiscutata erythropus
Lineage: Eukaryota; Fungi; Glomeromycota; Glomeromycetes; Diversisporales; Gigasporaceae
Source: the annotation of a GenBank genome assembly
AAAAGACAAAUGAAUCAAAAAAAUAAUGAAGAAUAUCAGAAAGAAAUUAUAAUUAGUCAACCUAUUAGAGUACCCCAAAUGUCAUUGAAAAGCUUUGAUAUAGGAUGUGGUAUUGGUAAAGGACAGUUUGGCCGUGUUUACAUUGCAAGGAAAAAAAUAAGUAGCUAUAUAGUAGCCUUGAAGUAUAUUGCACAAAUAGCUAGAGCAUUAAGUUAUAUUCACCAAAAACACGUUAUUCAUCGAGAUAUAAAACCAGAAAACUUGUUGCUUUUAUAUAUAAGGCAUAAAACAUUUUGUGGUACAUUGGAUUAUCUUCUACCUGAAAUGAUAGAAGGCAAAGAACAUGAUGAAAAGAUAGAUCUUUGGUCACUUGGUGUUUUGUGCUAUGAACUUUUGACAGGUACCGCACCAUUUGAAAAAACUGGUCAUACUGCAACAUAUAAACGAAUUGCAAAAGUUGAGUUCACACUUUCUAAUCAUUUGUCAUUUGAGGCUU